AUGUAACGAGGUAGUGAAAAUGGACGAGACUGCUAACUACUUAGCUAGGUGAACAAAUAUUGUCGCAACUGGAAACUAUUAUUACAAAGGCAGUAACCUUGGACGUCAACAUGGACGAUAUGGAAAAUAACAGUGGCACAGAUAAUAAUACAGCAGAUCAGCAGUGUGAAUCAGAAGGGAAGGAGUCCAAACAAAGGCCAAACUUGUCACAAGUUAAAAAGUCCUGGGGCUUCAGGCGGACAACCAUUGCUAGAAGGGAAUUCUUGGAAGAAGUUGGAGAUUUAAGUCACAGUCCUCCACUUGUACGAAGGACCAGAGGUCGUCGAGCCAAGACGGCACAAAAUAGACAAGAUUCCCAAGCCACUCAGAGAGCUUCUUGUUCAACUAAGAGUGUUAUAGAUGACCUAGAGUGGUCUGCUCCAUCCUCACCUGCAUCAGAGGACAGUAAGCCAGCUUCUGAAGCUUCUGCAGGAGGGAGCCUUGAUCCCUUGUUAUGGCAAGAUUUUGGUUCUGCCUUCCACACUGCUUUCUCACUACUUGGUGGGAGAGAGGGUUUAUCAAUGGACAUCUCGGACACACUGGGUACCCCUAAUAUUUUAGAACCCACUGAUGUCCUUGAUGACCUGCCUUCAAAUGGUGCAGAUGAAAACAAUGUACCUGAUAAUUUGGAAUCUGUCAGUGACAUGGAAGGUUUACAACCUGACAAUACAGAGAAAGGAGAAACUGAUGUAGUUUUAAUCUCUAGCCAAGAAGAAGACAGUGAUGACCUGACUCUGUUAGAUAUUAAGCAACAGCAGUUGUUUAAAGGAAAACAGGGAACUAGAGGGGGAAAAGGUGGAAGAGGAAGAGCCAGAGGUAGGGGAAGAGGGAGAGGAAGAGGCAGAGGCAGAGGAAGGGGUAGAGGUAGAGGCAGAGGCCGAGCUGUGGAAGUUGUCUCAAUCAUUGUGGAUGAUGAGGACAAUGAUGAUGAGUUAAUAGUUGUUAAUCUAGGUGGACAGAAGGCACAGGUGCUACAGGAAGAGGAAAAAGACAACAGUACACAGAGCCCUUGCCCAAUAGAGAUAUCACCUGAUUUCUCUGAUAUUUGUUUGAGCCCUGCUCAGCAAUUAAGUUCAGACUGUAUAAUUAUAGACACUGAUUUAGACCAGAUUCCUGAUGUAACUCCUGGCCAAUAUGAUGAUGCACCAGAGGAGGAAGAGGAGAAGAACAUAGAAGAGGAUUCAAGCAUAUCGAAGACAGAUGGUUCUGAAUCAAAUGCUCUGUUCUGCAUCUGUCGGCAAAAGGACAAUAAAAGAUUCAUGAUCUGCUGUGACAGUUGCCAGGAGUGGUUCCAUGGUGACUGUGUUGGUAUCAAUGAGAUAGAAGGCCAUAAAAUGGAGAAAGAGGGGCAGGAGUAUGUCUGCCCCCCCUGCACAGCAAAGAAGCAGAGCCAACUAGAGUCUGUGCCUGAAACACAGUCAGAGUCUCAGUUGAGCAUCCAUCAGUGUCUGACACAAACUCCCUCUGGUGAUAAUGGGGAGGGGCAUGAGGAGCACCAAGUGCUUAAGAGCACUUUGGGAGAGGAGGAGAAAGUGGAGGCCGCUUUGACGAAGUCAGAACCUGAAUCUGAAGUUGAGAUGGUCACAGAAAACUCUUCUCCCCUGUGCAUUGGACUUGGAUGCAACAGAAAUGCCUUACCAGACUCUGUUUACUGUGGGACUGAUUGUAUUCUUCAGCAUGCAGCUUUUGCAAUGAAGACACUUUCUGGCCCAAAGGUGACUAAGUCUAAAGGACGGGGACAGAGAAAGCCUGCCACUGUCCAAGUCCCUGCAAAGGGUCAGAGGGCAUGUAGGAUGUCUAAGAGGUUAGCAGGAAAACCUGAAAAAGAAAGUGAAGAAGAGAUGAAGAAAGAUGAUGGAAGGCAGGAGGAGGCUGAAUCUCACUUAGCCUGCGACCCCAGUCUCUCAGAUGUUCAGGCCACUUCCAUACCACCAUCCAAAUUACACAAGUCGGAAAAGGACAGUGCACAGGUAGAUGCAGACCCUGAGACUGUAAAUGACCCACAAGAGUCGUCAAAGGACCCCUCUACAGAGUCCACCUCUUCUCCAGACCAUGUCGCUGAUCCAGCUUCACCCCAGAGCCACUCUCAAGAAGAAACACAGGGGUCAGAUGAUGUCUCGAAGCAACCGUCAGCAACUGCAGAUUCCUCUGUCCCACCCACCACUGCAAAAUCCAGUUUAUCUGCAGCCACCCUAUCCCAGACCCCCUCAGCCACUAGACAUCAUGAAACGGGGGCUCUCGUGAUUACGAAAACCUCAUAUGUCAUACCCAAGAAGCAGUCAGGAACCCCUCCUCCAUCUAGCCAUGUGUCAGCGGCGGCGUCACCCCAAAAGGCAACCUCGACCCCCACAAUGCUGAAUGAGACACGAAACCUGCCUGUGCCUCCUGCACCCAGUGCUCCUUCCUCUAGACCCACCCAGCCUAAUACCCAGGUCAGACAGAGCAUCCAACGCUCCCUCACUGGCAUCCUGUUUAAAAGGGUGAGUGAUUGUGAGGAUCUGAAGAUGUCUGAAAGUGAAGCUGCUAAACUUGUCACAAGCAUUGAAAUGGAGAUGUUCAACAUAUUUCGUAACACAGACAGCAAAUAUAUGAACAAGUACAGAACAAUAAUGUUCAACUUGAAAGACCCAAGAAACAAGGGCUUGUUGUAUCGGGUUGUACAUGGAGAGAUCGGUCCCUUUAGACUCGUCAGGAUGAGCCAGAAAGAUAUGCAGGCUGUCAAGGCACCAGAGCCAAUUGCAAAAGAAACAACACAGGUUAAGGAAACAAAGGCUAAAGCAACAGGUUCACUGCAGAAGCCUGAAGCAGUGAAGGUAGAUUUGCCCACUUUGAAUCCUGCCAGACCUGACAAGAACACGGAACAGAAGAAAAGUGUUCCUGCUCCUUCUCUGAAGGCUAAGACCAGCCAGCUAAACCAGGGGGGUAGUGCUGUACCAGAUAUUCUCACUUGUAUGCUUAAGGACACAACAUCAGAGCAUAAAACACAUCUCUUCGAUCUGAAGUGCAAGAUUUGUACAGGUCAAAUGGCAGCUGAAGAACUAGAUGAACCUGCACAGAAAAAACAGAAGGUUUCUGAAGUGAGAGAUAAACGUGAACCUUACUGGAAAAACUCUAAAGGAGAUGACUCCCCACUGCGGGCGCCUCCUGAUUCACCUGACUUGGACUCACCAACAUCUUCAAUAACAGAACCUUCUUCACUCCUUACCUCUGACUGUCCUUUGACCAUAGUUGAAUCUCCUGCUUCCCCCAUUAAGGACUCUCCUGCCUCCCCCACUUUAGAGUCUCCUGCUUCCCCUGUCAUGGAGUCCCCCGCAUCCCCAACUUCUGACGCUUCUCAAAUGACAACAUCAAGACCAUAUGCACCAGUUGUGAUUCCAGCGGUAUCCACAGUAACCAUCACAAGGCGAGAUCCUCGUACUGCGGCAAGCAGAUUCUCAACUUUGACUAGUGGUAUUCCUAGUUCCAGUAAUACAGCCCAUAACAAAUCAGCCCCUUAUACCCCUCUUAAAGACUCUAGCUCCACCCCACCCUCAGCUCCACCCUCGUCUCUCCCACCAACAAACAAAUUACCCAAAUCUAUCUUAAUGAAGCCAUCUUCCGCAGCAGAUCCCAGACUUUAUGGCACAUCCUCAAGGAUUGUGACUUCUGAACCCACUGCUGAUAGUGAGACUGCUCAGUUCCUUGCUAAGCAAGACAUACUAUGGAAAGGCUUCCUCAACAUGCUCACUGUAGCCAAGUUAGUCACCAAAGGAUAUCUGGUUUCAGGAUCUGCUGAAAAUCUUAAAGCGGAUCUCCCAGACUCCAUACAAAUUGGAGGGAGGAUCCUACCUCAAACAGUUUGGGACUACGUUGCAAAACUAAAGACCUCACUCACAAAGGAAUUAUGCGUGAUCCGGUUUCACCCUGCAACUGAAGAAGAAGAGGUGGCCUAUGUCUCCCUGUUCUCCUAUUUUAGCAGCAGAGGACGUUUUGGUGUGGUUGCCAAUAACAGCCGAUCCAUCAAGGAUGUAUACCUCGUUCCACUCAGUGCAAACGAAUCAGUCCCAUCUAUACUGCAGCCACUGGAAGGACCAGGCCUUGAAAAGAACCGGCCCAACCUUCUUCUAGGGUUGGCAAUAGUCCAGAGGACAAAACGUCCAGGGAGUUUUCCUCAGGAAAUUGAAGAAAAAAGACCCAAAGUGCAUAUGGCCAAAGACCCUAUGUGGAUCCCAAAACCACCAGUUCUUUAUGGUUCUGACAACUUGGAGAUAUUCCAACCCUACAACCCAGAGACACCUAUCAGCACCACCCCUCCUGAUUCACCCCCUUGCCCUGGAUCACCUUCAGAUUCUUCUAGCUCAGUUACCACACCAGCUCUUUUCACUUCUCUUAAAGCAACUCCUCCUGUCUCUACUGCCCCUGAUGCUGCCACUCAGUCAAACUCCAAAAACAUCACUGACAAGAAUCCAGCAUCAGCAUCCAGUAGUAAGACACCCUUACAGACAAUCUUAAAAAGUUUGUUUCGUAAUAAUUCAAAUGACUCUGACGGAAGUUCCACAACAGCAACCACAGUGAGUAUUAAGAAACUCCCUGUGUUGUCUCAGAUGUCUGGAUCAAUGCUAGAUCCAAUUGUCCAACAAUAUGGACAGAAAAACAAAGUCAAAGAAAUAGAAAAAGAAAAAGAAGAAAAUGACUUCGAUCGACCGUAUGACCCAGAGGAUGAGUAUGAUCCAGCGAUGGGAUAUAAUGUGACGACUCCACAGACCACAGAAAAAAAUAAGGAAGAUAUCCCAGAAUUAUCAGCCAGUGCUGAUGAUGAUGUGGCCUAUGAUCCAGAGGAUGAGACGAUUUUUGAUUGUAUAAAGAAUGACAUAGUAACAAAGUCCCUUGCUCCAACUCAAACAUCAGAGCCAUGUCCAACACCUGCUUCUACUGUGGUGACACCAGCACCAGCUUCCACUCAAGCUUCUACUUCAGCCUCUGCUCCAGCCCGUACUCCUACUCCAACUGGAGACUUGCACAAUAUCCCUUCAGGGACUGUGGUUGUGUCAGCUGAAACACUAAGUGAACAGAAACGAAUGCUUGAGGAGCUUAAUAAGCAAAUUGAAGAGCAAAAACGACAAUUAAAGGAGCAAGAAGAAGCCCUACGUCAACAAAGAGAGGCUGUGGGAAUCUUCAUGGCCCACUUUUCUGUUUCUGAUUCCCUCAUGUCUCCCCCAUCAACAUCUGUGCCUCUGAGUAAACUUUCAUCUCUGCAGAUUGGCAAAGUGAAAACAGACAAGGCCAGUAACCCUUCAGAGACCCAGGACAGUUCAAGUGCGGAUUCACCAGCUGUUAAUCCAGAAAAUAAGACUUCCUUAUCUGUUGUAACAAAUGACCCAGACACUGUCACAGAACAAGGUGAGACAGAGGAAAAUGUCAGGGAAAGUGACAAGUAUUCCUCUGCUGGAGAGAUUGAAGAUUCAGAUGUAGCUUAUGAUCCAGAGGAUGAAUCCCUUUUUAAUGAAAUCCAAGAGGAUGUAUUUCAGGGGAGCAGUGCAAAGUCUCGAGAUAAAAGUGGGCACAGGGGAAGUUCUCAGAGUUCAUACCACAGCAGAAAGCACAGGCAGUCACCCAAGAGACGGAGUCAUCGUGAAAGGGGUCAUCAUAGGAGUCCAUCAAGAAGGUCCCAGCGGCGGUCUCCUUCGCGUUCCCAUAGGCGAAGGGAAAAGGACAGACACAGAAGAAGUGAAAGGGAGAGGUCAAGCCACAGAUCUAGAGACCAGUUUGAACGCCGUAAUCGUAAGGAACAUACUUCACAUCGGCAUUCUCGUGGACACAGAAGAUCCCCAUCAUCUUCCAGGAUUAAGCAUUCUUUAUCUCUUUCACCAAAACAGAGCAGGACACCUUCCCCUAAAAUUUUUGAAGAUAACCUGAAGCAUGCAGUGAAUACUUUUAAUACGCCAUUAGACUCUGCUGUGGAUCAAAGUGUAGAAAGCAGCACAUCAUUAUAUGGCCUGGCUUCCCUCAAAAAUGAAUUUGAUGUUCAUCAGUUAAAGCAGGAACAAAAGAGCUCUGAUGAAAACUAUUCUUCCUAUUCACAUGAUGUUCUUCUCCCUGAAAAGGUAGAGAUAAAAGAAUCUUCAGAAAAUCAAAACCAGUCAGAAAGUGACCAUAAUGUUACAGGUAGUGGUUGCAAGCAGGUAGAUAAACCUUCUCAACAGGAAAUUAUGUUUAUCGACAAACUUGACAGUGCAAUUCCUCUAAGAGAACUUGAUCCACCCAUUCGAGAUUCUCCUCAUAGUCCUGAUCCAGAGCCUCAGUUUGUGAAACCUAGCAGCAUAGAAAAACUAGACUUAAUUAAAAUAGAAAGAAAUGAAGUUAGUGUGACAUAUAGCAGUAGCCUGAUGGAAGUUGGUAAAGUUGAAAAUGAUCCUCUCUAUGUUGAAGCUCAGGCAACAGUGGUCUCUCUGCAGUUGUCUGCUACUAGAGGCAAUUUUAGAACCUUAGACCUACAAGGCCCAAGUGCCAGAGAAGAAGAUCUGAUAAAUCCAAACAAAUCAAUCAGUCAUUCAUAUUUAGCUACAGGUUCAGAUUUUCAGGUUUCAGGGAAUACUGUGAGAGGUCCAGGUAUGCAAAGCUUACCACCAAAAGAAUCACUGUUUGAAAAGACAAAGGAGCUUAAAUCUCAAGCAGAAAAUCAAGAUGUAAAGCCAAACAUUGUCACUGUAGUAAAAGAUUCCUCUUUUGAGGAUCCACAGUUAGCAAGUAGGACUGCAAAUCUAGACCAUACAGGUAUGAUGCAUAAACAUCAAAAUCCAGGUGUGAGGAACGUAGAUCCAGAAAAAAAUGCACAAAUAUCAAAUAUUUUUGGAAAAGGUCCAUGUGGUGGAGGCAUGGGAGAUGCAGGUCCAGAUAUAAGGAGUCCUGGGCCACCUUUUCAAGGGUUAGGAAUAGAUCAGAGGCAAUCUCCACUGACAGAUAAAAGAUGGUAUUCACAAAGAGGGCAAGAUGUAUCCAUGAAACAGCCAGGGCCAAACACAGACUGUGAAAAUAGAGAGUUAAAGACAUUUGAAGGACAAGUGGUGAGUGAUUCUAGCAAAGACUUCAGAGAAACUCAAAUGAUGAAACACGAAUCAAAAACUAUGCAUGAAUUAGGAGUUCCAGAUUUGAGGGAAAGAAGUCAUGUUAUGUCUGGUCAGAAUACUAGUAGUAUGAGUGGGUCAAUUACAAAAAUUGAUAGAACUGAGCCACAUGUAAGUACUUCAGACAUGCAUGGUCCAGAUAGAGGAAAUUUGGGUAAUUUAGGUAUGAAAAAAUUUGAAAUGCAGGGACAAUGGAUUGAUAGGAGACAUGGUCCUAAUAUGGGUUGUAAUGUCGGUCAGAGUGGUCAAACUACAGAUCAGGAUUCAUAUAUGACGGAUUUGAAUAUGAGUGGCACAGGGUUAAAUGCAAGAGAUGAUACAAGAGGGCCAGGCAGAGGAGGGACGUUCACCCAAGGAGAAUGGAGAGGACAUGGCAAGAGAGGACGAGGAGGUCCAAUUUAUUUGGGCUCAGGAUCUGAAAGGAGAGCUCCAGCUCUGGACAAUCCAGAGACUGAAAAUGGAGAUUUUAGUGGAGGAGGCCCUGACAGGAGAGGGCCACCUAUGCAGGGUCCUUUCAACGCUAGGAGGAGACCUGGUGAUCCAGAUUUUAGUAGAGGGGAGCUCGAAAGGAGAGGAUUGCCGAUGGAGGGCCCUGGGCCCCACAGUGGUGGACCUGGACAGCCAGAUUUCAGUGGAUCAGGGCCUGAAAUGACAGGACCAGCUAUGGAUGGUCCGGUACCUGACAGGAGAAGGGCAGAUAUGGCAGACUUCAGUGGGUCAGGGCCAAAGAGGGCAGGUCCUGAUAUGGAAGUUCAAGUGCUUGAGAGGAGAGGGCCAGGAGGUCUAGAUUUUAGGAAACCUGGGUCUGAAAUGGGUAGUCCAUGUGUACAGGAUCCUGGGCCUGAUGGAAGACAUCAAGGCCCAAAUUUCACAGGACAUCAGUCUGAAGGCAGAGAUCAACCUAAUGAUAUUCCAGGUACUGACAUGAGAGGACCAGGAUUUUCAGGUUUUAGAGGACAAGGACAUGAAAGGAGAGGUCCAUUUAUAGAUCACCAAGGGCCUGAUAGGAGGGGAGAAUAUAUGGGUGCAUCUGGACCGGGACCUGAAAGAACUGGUCCAGGUGUAGAAAGCCAAGGGCCUCAUGGAUUAGGACAGGGAGGUAUACACACAAGGGGUUCUGAGUCAGAAAAUAGACAUCAAAAUAUUGAAAGUCCAGGUCCUGACACUAAAGGCCCAGAAUUCAGAGGUCACAGGCCUGACAGCAGAGCCCCAGAAUUUAGGGGUCCUGGACCCAACAGAAGAGACUUUGAAUUCAGGGGUCCUGGGCCUGUAGGAAGAGGCCAUGAAUUCAGGGGUCCUGGGCCUGACAGAAGAGAUCCAGAAUUCAGGGGUCCCGGACCUCACAGAAGAGAUCCAGAAUUCAGGGGACCCGGACCUGACAGAACAGAUCCAGAAUUCAGGGGUCCAGGACCUGACAGAAGAGAUCCGGAAUUCAGGGGUACUGGGCUUGAUAGAAGAGGUCCAGAGUUCAGGGGUUCUGGGCCUGACAGAAGAGACCCAGCAUGGAGGGGUCCUGGGCCUGACAGUAAAGGUCCAGAAUUCAGGGGUCCUGGGCCUGACAGUAAAGGUCCAGAAUUCAGAGGUCCUGGGCCUGACAGUAAAGGUCCAGAAUUCAGAGGUCCUGGGCCUGACAAUAGAGGUCCAGAAUUCAGGGGUCCUGGGCCUAACAGGAGAGGUCCAGAAUUCAGGGGUUCUGGGCCUGACAGUAAAGGUCCAGAAUUCAGAGGUCCUGGGCCUGACAGUAAAGGCCCAGAAUUCAGGGGCCCUGGGCCUGACAGGAGAGGUCCAGAAUUCAGGGGUCCUGGGCCUGACAGGAGAGGUCCAGAAUUCAGGGGUCCUGGGCCUGACAGUAAAGGUCAAGAAUUCAGAGGUCCAGGGCCUGACAGUAGAGGUCCAGAAUUCAGGGGUCCAGGGCCUGACAGGAGAGGUCCAGAAUUCAGGGGUCCUGGGCCUGUUCGUAGAGGUCCAGAAUUCAGGGGUCCUGGGCCUGACAGGAGGGACCCAGAAUUCAAGGGUCUAGGGCCUGACAGGAAAGACCCAGAAUUCAGAGGUCCUGGGCCUUUCCGGGGAGACCCAGAGUUUAGGGGUCCGGGGCCUGACAGAAGAGGCCCAGAUAUCAGGGGACCAGGGCCUGAAAGACCAGAUGUCAGUAUGCAUGGUCCAGGGCCUGAAUGGAGAGAUCAGGAAAGAUCACCAUUCAUCACUUCAGGAUCUGAUAGAACAGGACCAAGUAUGCAGGUUUCAGGGCCUAGGAGGGGUCCUGGAGGUCCAGACCUGUGUAGUCCAGAGAUGCAAUUUCCUGGUCAACAUGCAGAAGGCCCAGGUCCUGAAAGGAGGACACUGGAAGAUAAUUCCAGGGCACUUGGACCAGGAAGACCUCCAGAUAUUGGGGGCCCAGGAUAUGGUAGGAGAGGUUCAAGAGGUCCACGUAUUGACCACAUGAGACCUGAUUGGAGAACUUCAGAAGGUCAAGAAUUUAGGGCAGUUAGACAGGAAGGUCAAAAUCCUGAGGGCCUGCAUCAUGAUGACUGGGAAGCACCUGAUUUUGGAGGGUCAGGAAUUGGCAAUGAUAACCCCAAUAUAGAGUGCCCGGGGCCUAAUAGAGCAGGUCCCAGGUUUAGGGGUCAUGGACCUCAGAAUGACUGGAGAGGCCGUGGAAAUAGGAGGCCAGGGCCCAUACACGACAGACAAUUUCAAGGGCCCAGAGGAGGCCAAGGAGACGACUGGAGUGGUACUGAUUUCAUGGAUGCAGAACCUGUAGAGGAGGGUCCAGAUUCAGUGAGCCAAGGGCCUGAUGGGUGGGGUCCUGAGGAUGAAUGGGGAGAGCCUGAUGAUAGAGGUAGAGAGGGGCCAGGGAGAAUGGGACCAGGACCGAGUUUUAGACGCGGCAGAGGUCAGUUCUUUAGAGGACGAGGCCGUCAUCCACGAGGUCGAGGCAUGAGAGGAUCCCCGGGCCAUAUGAGGGGGGGUCCCAAUAUGGGUAAUCACUGGAGACAGCCAGGGAACACGGAAGAACCUACUUCUUAUAGAGAAAGUCCAGACUCAAAUUUAUGUCCAAACAGAAAAGGUUUUGAGAUGGAAGGUCCUGAGAGAAUAGGCCUUAGAGGACCAGACUCAAUGGGCCCAAGAUUAGGACCAAGGGGACCUGAGCCACACAUGAAUGAUAUGCCAGUGUCAGACUUAAGUUAUGAAAGCAGGGGGUCGGACAUGAGGGGCAGAGAACACAUGCAUAUAGAUCACACAGUCGGUAAUAAAAGGGGAGGCCCACAGAUAAGACAUGGUUCACCACAUUUCAACAGCCAAAGGACAGACUCACAUAGAGGUCCAGAGAGUCAUCCACAAUCUGCACCUUUUAAUAUUCCAGUAGGUUCAGCUCCCAACACUGGAGGAAACCCUCAAAGACACAGAACUGCUUUACUUCCCACUCCCACAGAGGGUCUCAUACGUUUCCCAAAUCGUGUUUUGAACAGGGGUAGAGGACGACCAGUAAAUCGAGAAGUAGAUCAAAAUCAAGUCAUCCCAUCUUUUGGUGCAACCACAAAGACUGUAGCAGAAAAAGACAAUUUAAACCAAUCAGAGAGCUCGCACAGUUAGCAAAUCAAAACCUAAAAAUACAAACACAGGAAGAGACUGUAGAAUGAUAUACUUUGAAUGUUUUUUGUUUUUCAUUUUUUGAGACAGUUGUUUCUAAAAAUGACCUGCUGGUAAAGCCAUGCAGAAAUGACACUGUAGUAAUGUGGUAAUGCCUGUAGAGGUAUCUGAGUUUAUCGUACUGAAAUGUGUCCUCGUUCUGUCAAAGCUCAUAGUUACUUUUAUUUUUGUUACUUGACUGAGUAUCUCGUAGUCUUUAUUGAUCAUUUGUAAAUUGAGACUGAUGUGGAUUCAAGUAGAAAAAAAACAGAGUUUUGUACAGAAAAUACUGUCCUUUUCUUCUUCUUCUUUUUUUUUUUUUUAAACAUUGGCAUUGUGUCAGUACAUUUGCCUAGAUGUGGCUUAUAUUACAUCUGUCUAUAAAAUGGCUUGUUUAAUUCUUGUUUUAGAAUAAAAUAAGGCAAUAAAACCUAACUUUUCUUAAGUUUG
Messenger RNA from Sphaeramia orbicularis (orbiculate cardinalfish), 11222 nucleotides. RefSeq lists its product as uncharacterized. The coding region runs from base 111 to 10736 and encodes 3541 amino acids. Gene Ontology annotation, biological process: DNA-templated transcription. Lineage: Eukaryota; Metazoa; Chordata; Actinopteri; Kurtiformes; Apogonidae. The record is from RefSeq and is a predicted model, not a curated record. Gene Ontology annotation, cellular component: nucleus. The transcript has 16 exons.